This is a messenger RNA of Pan troglodytes (chimpanzee), 1056 nucleotides long. Its product is annotated as protein eyes shut homolog. The transcript has 5 exons. The record is from RefSeq and is a predicted model, not a curated record. NCBI's taxonomy places the organism in Eukaryota, Metazoa, Chordata, Mammalia, Primates, Hominidae. Gene Ontology annotation, molecular function: calcium ion binding. Bases 1 to 564 code for a protein of 187 amino acids.
AUGGAGAAAGACAUUGCCCCUGGCAUCAACUGUGAAAUAAAUCUAGAUGAAUGCCUAUCAGAGCCCUGUCUCCAUGAUAGAGUUUGUAUCGAUGGCAUCAAUCAUUAUACCUGUGACUGCAAGAGUGGGUUUUUUGGAACACACUGUGAAACAAACGCCAAUGAUUGCCUUUCAAAUCCUUGUCUACAAGGAAGGUGCACAGAACUUAUUAAUGAAUAUCCAUGUUCAUGUGAUGCAGAUGGGACUAGCACACAAUGUAAGAUCAAAAUUAAUGACUGCACAUCAAUCCCUUGUAUGAAUGAAGGCUUCUGUCAGAAGUCAGCACAUGGAUUUACUUGCAUUUGCCCACGUGGAUACACUGGUGCAUACUGUGAAAAAAGCAUUGAUAAUUGUGCUGAGCCUGAACUUAAUUCAGUCAUCUGUCUUAAUGGAGGGAUCUGUGUUGAUGGGCCUGGACAUACUUUUGACUGCAGCAUGAAGCCAGUGGAAUUCAGGCUGAAGAUGCCUGCUUCUUUUCCUGGCGUAUUUCCCAGGGAUAAGCAUAGGCAUUCAUUACUGCUAUAAAGUUAUUCAAACUGUAUUUAAAUAGGAGUCAUCUAUCUCCAAAAUUAUCAUUGCUGAUUCAAUGUGUUUAAAAGCCCCUGAAGAUCUGUCAAUGGUAAUGCCUUGGGAGGUGCAGUUUCUACUGGGACUCCACGCUACACUAUGAGAAGUCAGAGCUGGUGCCAAGUCAACACAGUCCUUAGAUAGUUUACUUACCAAAGAAAACUCAUAUUCUAGGAUAGAAGGUAGUGCUUUUCAAGUCAAAUUAUCAGAUUUGUUCAUGGGUUAAGGGUUAAUCCAUAAUAUGUUUAUGUAAAAUCAUAGUAAAAUUAUUAUUUGAUAUUUAAAGAAGAAAAUUGAACUUAUGGUUCUGAGUUCUAUUUUGUGUUCUCUAAAUGUAAUCAAAAAGAAUCAUGUCACUCUUAAAAACCUGGUAAAAUAUUUUGUUGUUAUUAUCUUUAUACUAUUUUUGCUUCAAAGUUUAUGCCAAUCAUAGUAAAAGUUAAUGUCUUC